This is a messenger RNA of Prunus armeniaca (apricot), 1902 nucleotides long. Lineage: Eukaryota; Viridiplantae; Streptophyta; Magnoliopsida; Rosales; Rosaceae. The record is from the annotation of a GenBank genome assembly.
AUGAUUGGAAAUUUUCCUGCUUCAAAAUUGUAUCAGGAUCUGCACCCUUUUCCACGGAUCGAAGUGAAAUUAAAACUUCAGCGGAAAGUCUCGCUCUUUAGACAUCACACUGGUGAACAACAAUUUCAGGCAAGAAAGUGGAACACCUCAACAUGGGAAUUAUAUGCUCUCAUAAGAGAGUAUCUUUCUCUCAUCACUUGGUUAUUCACAUGGAGUUACCACCAGCUAUGGACAAGAAAAUGGAAGGCGGCUGAAGAUAAAGCAAGGGCUACACUGUUUGGAUAUUAUGGUCUUAAUUUUGCUGUGUAUACAUUUCCUCCUAUUGCUUUGGCUAUUAUAGGAUCAUUCUUCUUGAAUUUGAAGCCAAGGGAGUCAAUAAGAAGCGGAAAAGGUUGGAAAUUGACUGCUGGCUUCUCAAAUCCAUUGGUAGUGAACACCUUUCUGGGUGUUUUGUCCACUCUAGAAAUACUAGCAGUCUUCCUCUUUAUCCUGUUCUUAGCUUGGAAUUUUUAUGCACGCAUCUCAAAUGAUUUCAAGAACUUGAAGCCUGCUAAAUCACUAAUGCUGAAUUCAUGGCAACUCAAGUACCUAAAGGUGGAAACUCGGUUUGGUUUGCUAGCAGAAGUCUGCCUGGCUUUUCUUCUUUUCCCUAUAUUAAGAGGUCUGGCCUUAUUUCGGUUGCUUGGCAUCCAGUUUGAAGCUUCUGUAAGACACUAUUUAUGGCUUGGGACUGCUAUGAUAUUUUUUGCCACUUUCCAUGGUGCAAGCACUUUGUUCAUUUGGGGGGUCAGCCACUUUAUCCAGGAGGAGCUAUGGGAAUGGCAGAAAACCGGGCGGAUAUACCUUGCCGGGGAGAUCUGUCUGGUCACAGGACGCGAAACAUGCAUUCUUUCAGCACGAAUCUUCCCCUCCAAAGCUAUAGAGCUUAUUCUACCAAAAGAUCCAGGGCCCAAGUAUACACCAACAAGCAUUAUAUUUGUGAAGGUACCAAGUAUAUCCAAAUAUGAGUGGCACUCAUUUAGCAUUACUUCCAGCUCUAGGGUUGAUGACAACACAAUAUCUAUAAUGAUCAAAUCCGAAGGAUCGUGGACAAGUUCUCUCUCCCAUAUGAUCCAAACUAGGCAAGAGUCGGAUGGCGAUCGAAGAAGCCUGGCUCGCUUCACUGAAUCACUUCCCAUCAAAGUCUUCAAGUUCAUGGCCAAAAAAGAGGUGGGCAAUAGCCCGUUUGAGCUCUCAUGGCGUCUCCCAAGAAAUGAAAAAAAAAGCAAACUUAGGGAAUAUACAGACACUGAAACAUAUAGUCGGGCUUUGCCUGUUGUCAUAGACUAUAAAGCCGCAAUUCACUUUUGGAAGGUUGACAAGUUUCACUUUGUUGUCUGCAUAAGCGCCUUUAUCGGCGUCGUUUUUGGCAACGUUGAAAUUGGACUAGUCUUAGCGGUUGCAAUAUCUGUGAUCAGGGUACUCUUGUUUGUGGCAAGGCCAAAUUCCAUGGUUUACCGAAAUGUUGAGCAGUGUCCCAAUGAAAACAAUAUUGUUCCUGGAAUUCUCAUACUUGAGAUUGAUGCUCCCAUUUACUUUGCAAAUACCAACUACGUAAGAGAAAGAAAAUGGUUGAAGAGGAGACAGAAAAAGUUAAAAGGAUUUGCAAAGGACUCCACUGUUCCUUUUAGAGAAAGACUAAAGAUCUUGGCUGGGGUGGUAACUCCUGAGGAUAUCGGUCGGAGUUCUGCUGAGAAGAAGCUUGUACAUCUCUCCCACAUGCAGGGUCCUAACUACUUUGAGAUUGAUCUGGACAUUCAUCGCUUCGACUACAUAUCAAGGAAGGGUCUCGAAUUGUUUUAUGAACGUUUUAGAAAACAGAAUAGCCAAGCGGCGAUAUUCUCUUCAAAAUAUUUUAUUUAA